Salvia hispanica is the source of this 1638-nucleotide messenger RNA. RefSeq lists its product as uncharacterized. The record is from RefSeq and is a predicted model, not a curated record. Lineage: Eukaryota; Viridiplantae; Streptophyta; Magnoliopsida; Lamiales; Lamiaceae.
CCUCAGCUGGCACACACAGUGUAGGUGCAGCCCAGCUCAUCCCGCACGCCCGCCCCCAUCCAGCCUGUCUCCUUCUUCUCCCUUCUUCAUUUUCCCCAUUUCCUUCAUUUAUCUACCUUCUUCCUUUCCCCAUCCAUCACUCUCUCCUCACAAUGGAUCCCUGCCCCUUCCAUCGCAUCCUCAUCUCCAAUCUCUCCCUCCGAUUUCCCCUAAACCCUCUCCUCCCCCUCUCCUCCUACUACUGCAAGCUCAAAUUCAAGCCCUUCCCCAACCAAUUCGCCGACCUCUCCCUCCAAUCCUCCGACUCCGACGCCCUCGACAGCAAAAUCAACGCCUGCUUCUCCCUCAGCAAGCCGGAGCUCGAGAAAUUGGCCGACAAAAGCGGCGGAUCCUCCUCCUCCCUCAAGAUCGAGAUCCACCGCCGCGGCGCCGCCGGAUGCGGCCUCCGCCGCGGCGGGAAGCUGGUCGGCUGCGUCGCGGUGCAGCUGGACCUGAGGGAGAUUCUCGACAAGAUGGGGAAGUGCGUGAUUCAUAGCGGCUGGGUCGCGGUCGGCGGGUCGGAUUUGAAGCUGCAUCUGAAUGUGCGGGCCGAGCCUGACCCGAGAUUUGUGUUUCUGUUUGAUGGAGAGCCUGAGUGCAGCCCGCAGGUUUUUCAGGUGAAUGGGAAUGUUAAGCAGCCGGUUUUCACUUGCAAGUUCGGUUUGAGGAGUUCUAAUGAGAGGAUCAUCAGAUCGAGAUCUUCACUAUCAGAACCAAGCACAUCGGCGAGCUGCUUCGGCUCCGGCGCUGGCAACAAAGAGCAUCCCUUGAAAGAGCGGAAGGGAUGGUCCAUCACCAUCCACGACUUGUCCGGAUCCCCCGUCGCGGCCGCCUCGAUGGUCACGCCGUUCGUGCCAUCGCCGGGCACGGACCGAGUGAGCCGGUCCAACCCGGGGGCGUGGCUGAUCCUGCGUCCGGGACACAACACGUGGAGGCCGUGGGGGCGGCUGGAGGCGUGGAGCGACGGCGACCACCUCGGCUACCGGUUCGACCUCGUCCCCGACGGCGGCAUCGACGCCACCACUCUCGCCAGCUCCAGCAUCCCCACCAAGAAGGGAGGGAAGUUCACCGUCGACAUCACCACCGGCCCCACGCCGAUGACGAGCCCCAACAGCAGCUUCGACCUCAGCUCCGGAUCCGGGUCCGGGUCGGACCUCGGGUCGGCCUCCGGGUCCGGGUCGUGGGCGCAUCUUUUGUACCGAGGGUUCGUGAUGUCGUCGACUGUGCAAGGCGACGGCAGGUGCUCGAAGCCGGAGGUGGAGGUCGGGGUGCAGCACGUGAGCUGCACGGAGGAUGCGGCCGCGUUUGUGGCAUUGGCGGCCGCCGUGGAUCUCAGUAUGGAUGCUUGCAGGCCGUUUUCGAAAAAGCUCCGCAAAGAGCUGCGGCAACCGGAUCUCGAAUAGGGCAUUGCCCUGUUCGGGUCGGGUCUCGGUCGGUCCGAGACGCGAGAGCCAGAGUUUUACAUCAGUUUUUCCAUUGCUAGUGUAUAGUCAUCGACAGCUAUUUUUUUUCAUUUUAAACAUGUUCCCAUCUUCCAAUUUUAUUGAGUCAAUUCAUUUGUACAAUUGCGAGUUUUCAAUUCGAAAUUUUAAUUAUUUA